AUGACGACCAUGGAGCUAUUCGAUUGGGAAGACUUAACACAUUAUCGAAUGCUUUGCGUCUUGGCGGAGAAUGUCUACACUAUCUUUCUCGAUGCCCAUAAGUACAAGAAUCUCAACAUCGAUCCAGUGUGGAAGGACCAUAAAUGGACCGGCCUUUGCACACAUGCAUCGUUUUCAGAGUCAAUACGAGAGGCUAUGAGUAAGGAGUAUAUCAAGGCAAAAAAUUCCGAGCGCUGUCGCGAGUGGCGUGAUGGAAGGGAGAAAUUGCUCGCCGAAAAGCGAGAAUGGGGCCAAAAAAACUCCGAACGUCUUCGCGCCCUGGCCUCAGCGCGUUACUAUGCCAAUAGAGACGCUAUCAAUGAAGAGCGUCGCCAGCAGUGGGCUGCCAUGACUGUUGAAGGCAUGUACAUCGUACCAAUUUCGGCGCUCAAAGCUAACAUCAACGCAGAGAGAGAGGAGCUCUAUGUCAAGCGGCACGACAAAUAUGAGCAGCAAAAGUUAGAUCGAUCUCCCGAAGAGGCAGCAGCUCAUCUCGCUCAUGCCAUAGAGCUGCAGACUGCGAGAAGAGCAAACUGGACUCCUGAACAGCGGGAGAGUCACAACACUGCUGCACGCAUCCGCCAGCAAGUCAAGGUUGAGAACAUGGACCCUGCAGAGAAGCAGGCUUUCAAAGCCCACAAAAGGGAAGUGGAGAGGGCGAGACUGAAGCGUCACCGCGAGCAGCUGUCUCCCGAAGAACUAGAGGCGGAGAGAAAGGUCAGGAGAAUGAAGCGCCGCAAAGGCGCAAACGCCUAG
Molecule: messenger RNA, 795 nt
Organism: Phaeoacremonium minimum UCRPA7
Lineage: Eukaryota; Fungi; Ascomycota; Sordariomycetes; Togniniales; Togniniaceae
Exons: 6
Coding region: 1-795 (264 amino acids)
Source: RefSeq, a predicted model, not a curated record